AUGGAGCCGAUGAGAAGUCAAGCGCUGAAGUUUUGUUACAGGCGGUUGGUGGGGAGGCGGAGCACCGACACGCUUACCCGAAGCUGGAGGAAUGUGAUCGGACGGGUGAUAGGAAACAGUAUUCCUCAUUAUGCGUGUUCCCGGGCAUUUGUCAGCAGUUGUGGGAACAUUGCACCACAGAGCAAGUUGCAGCCGAAAAGCACCUGUAGUUACUAUCACACACGGACGUUUUGUGCGUCUCCUCAGAGCAGGUUGUGCUGGAGCUGUCAGUCUGUUGUGAGCCAUGCUGACUUUUUCUGUCCCUCCUGCAAUUCUCUGCAGCCCCCCGAUGAAAGGAAGGACUAUUUCCAAGUGCUCGACUGUGAAACAUCGUUUGAUCUCGAUAUUCAAGAACUGCAGAAAAAAUACCGGAAUCUCCAACGUUUUCUUCAUCCAGAUUACUUUAGUCAAAAGUCUCAGAUUGAACGAGAUAUUUCAGAGAAACACUCUUCUUUCGUCAAUAAAGCUUAUAAAACUCUUCUGUCUCCGCUAGAAAGAGGAAUAUAUCUGCUCAGUAUCCAGGGCAUUACAAUUAAGGAAGGUGCUGACAGUGGAAUGGGCCCUGAAUUUCUAAAUGAAAUAUUGGAAAUCAGUGAGCAUCUUAAUGAAGUUAACACUAGUAGAGAAAUUGAAGAUGUUGGGCACACCAUGCAAGACAAGUGUGAAAGAUUAAUAGAAGAUAUCAGCAAUGCAUUUCAGCAAGGUGACCUUCAUGGAGUUAAGACGCUGUUAACAAAGAUGAAAUAUUAUUCAAACAUACUAGACCAAGUUAAAAAGAAACUAAUACCUUAGAUAUUUUUCAUACUUGACUUAUACUGCACCAAGUAAAAGCACUCAACGAUUUAAGCCAUGAAGAAACCAUCUAUCACUUUCUAAGCAUCACAGAUUGUAUAGUAAACUGGCUUUGGAUGAAUUUUAUACUGUUUUAUUAAACAAGUCUGUGUGUCCUAUGCUUAUAUAAAGGAACGUGAAGAGAUUUCCAGGCUGUCGUACUGUGAGACAUCGAUUCUGAAUGUUUGAACCAGCCCGCGGAUGUUAGCCGUAACUUAUAGAGAAUACAAUUGUGGUGGAAACUGUUAAAAGUGGUGCAACUAUUGCACCAACUAUGUAGUGUUCUGACUCUUUGCUUCGCUUUCCUCAUUUUGUACCAGGGAGGCUCAUAACUUCCAUUUAACUACCGCAGUCUAUCAAGAUAUUGAGUAGACAGAUCAAGACUUAAAACAGAAUCGCGUACAUCUGCACCUUGUGGCAUAGGUACAUAUUUUAUUUAAAAGUACAUCUUUGAACAGGUUUUAUUCUAUUUGAUGUUUGUAGUGCAAUAAAAUUAAAAUAUUCAUUGAAUUUUUAAAAUGUUUUAUUAAACAUUGGUGUAAAAACUA
Spea bombifrons (plains spadefoot toad) is the source of this 1418-nucleotide messenger RNA. It is a transcript of the gene HSCB, whose product is annotated as HscB mitochondrial iron-sulfur cluster cochaperone. Gene Ontology annotation, molecular function: protein-folding chaperone binding; ATPase activator activity. Gene Ontology annotation, cellular component: mitochondrion. NCBI's taxonomy places the organism in Eukaryota, Metazoa, Chordata, Amphibia, Anura, Pelobatidae. The record is from RefSeq and is a predicted model, not a curated record. The transcript has 6 exons. Gene Ontology annotation, biological process: protein complex oligomerization; [2Fe-2S] cluster assembly. The coding region runs from base 1 to 831 and encodes 276 amino acids.